Messenger RNA from Hippocampus zosterae (dwarf seahorse), 1801 nucleotides. Its product is annotated as mucin-5AC. The transcript is spliced from 7 exons. The record is from RefSeq and is a predicted model, not a curated record. The coding region runs from base 88 to 1410 and encodes 440 amino acids. NCBI's taxonomy places the organism in Eukaryota, Metazoa, Chordata, Actinopteri, Syngnathiformes, Syngnathidae.
ACAACUAUCGGCAAUGCGACAACGAUCUUUGGUGCCACAACAACCAGAGGAGUGUCAGCAACCAAUCGCACGACAACAGCUGGAAACAUGACAACACUGACAACCAGAGAUGCAGCAACGAUGGGGAAUGUGACGACGACUGGAGGUGUGACAACGACCGGACGUUCAACAACGACCACAAAUGCAACAGCCACUGGAUUUGCCACAACCAUCGGAUUAGCAGCAACAACCAGUGCAGACACAACAACUGUGGGUCUGACAACAGUCAAAGUUACGACAACAACCAGCAAUGGGACAACAAUCUUUGGUGCCACAACAACCAGAGGAGUGUCAGCAACCAGUGGCACGACAACACCGACAACCAGAGAUGCAGCAACGACUCGGGCUUUGACAACCACCGGCGGUGCGACAGUGACCACAACUACACCAGCCUCAGCAACAACGAAACAACGAAAUGCAUCAUCAACCACAGUAGUCGUAACAAGUCCAAAGACAACAGUCGUAGUAGCAACCAGUAGCUCCACCACUCCAGCUACGACAACCACGGCAACAACGACCACCACAAGCCGUUCACCACGCCCUGUGGUUGCGGUUGUCGUUGUUGUUGUUGCGAUCGUGUUUGAACCAUUUGUACCAGAACUGGCUGACCCCAACAGUCCACAAUUUAGUCUUCUCGCUCAAAGAAUCUUAUUAGUGUAUGACUUCAUUUACAGAAGGACGUACACAACCUAUAGACGCUGCGUCGUUCGAGGUUUCAGGCGCGCUGUGGGCCGGCUCCGAGUGGACAACACCGAGGCGGAAGUGGACAUCGAGUUCAACGACAACACCACAACAGGCGAAUCAAUUCCCAGCGCAGCCAACGUGGCCGAAACGUUAAGGGAGGCCGUGUCCGACCCCAACUACAACUUCACUCUCAUCUUUGACGAGGAGUCGAUACAAGCUGCUGUGAGAGUCACGACAACCGUUGCGCCGGUGACGAGGGUAACCCCUGCCGAGGCGCUCACAUUGCGACGAGUGAUGUUCCGAUCGGUAGGAGAGCAGUUCACCAACGACUUGCUGGAUUCAUCUUCCGCAGCAUUUAUCAGGCGGGCUUCCACGGUCGAGACAACGCUCGACCCUUUCUACCGAAGAGAAUUCACUUCAUUUCGAACACUGGAAGUGAUUUCAUUCAGGAACGGCUCCAUCAUCACCAACAUGGAUUUGAGUUUUGUGUUCGGCUCGGUGCCCAACAACAGCGCCAUCGCUCGUGUUUUGGUGGACGCCGCGGCCAUCAUCACAGCCUUUGACGUGGACACAUCAUUCAUAUUUGUGAAUGGCGAGCAGGUUUCAAGUGGAACAAUGCACAAAACAACCAUGUUCAGUGCGUGCUGCCUCGUGCUGUUGUCAUGGUUAUUGGCAAAACAGCAAUGAUGAAUCAUUAAUUAUUGUCAACCUUUUUUUUUUUUCAUGUCCGAGGGAAGAUAUGCCUAUAUGACAUGUACUGCUUUGUUUAUAUCACGAGGAACAAAAUCAUGAGUGGCCACACUACAAGUUUAAAUAUGCCAAAUUAUCAAAUUGUUCUUGAAAAAUGCCAAUAAUUUGUCUUUUAAGUAUUUCACAUGGGUAACUACAAUUGUGCUACUCAACUAUAACUUAGCAAAAUUAAGAUUUUCUUUUCUAAAAAUAAAAUACAACAACAAUAAUAAUAAUAAUGUUUUUGCCAACACCUGUCUCGAAGGACACCAGUUAUAUGACUUUUACAGGUCAACUGUGAAGUAACUUUCGAAAAUGCCAAAGGAAAUAUUUUUACGUCACAAGUAAU